UGGGCCUUUUUCUAUAGAACGACGACGCUUUCUGAGCUCAUCGUCUUCACUACUACGCAGCAGGGGAAGAGACUCUCUAAUGGCGCCUAAGCUUCUCUCCUCCAGUAACUUCAAAUCUCUCUUCGACUCUGUUGACACUUUCCUCUUUGACUGCGAUGGUGUUAUAUGGAAGGGGGAUACGCUCAUCGAUGGCGUCUCUCAAACUCUCGACUUACUCCGAUCCAAGGGUAAAAACAUUGUCUUUGUGACGAACAACUCGAUGAAAUCGAGAAGGCAAUACGCAGAGAAGUUCCGAUCUUUGGGUCUAACUUCUGUUACUCAGGAAGAGAUAUUUUCUUCGUCUUUUGCGGCAGCUAUGUACCUCAAAGCCAACAACUUCCCCAAGGACAAGAAGGUUUAUGCGAUUGGUGGAGAAGGCAUUCUUGAGGAGCUUCAGCUUGCUGGUUUUACAGGUCUUGGUGGUCCUGCAGACGGUGAAAAGAAGGCGCAAUGGAAAUCAAACUGUCUCUUUGAACAUGAUAAAACCGUGGGAGCAGUUGUGGUUGGACUAGACCCCAACAUCAACUACUAUAAGCUUCAGUACGCGACGCUAUGUGUACGCGAGAAUCCGGGAUGUCUUUUCAUCGCAACCAACCGUGAUGCGGUUGGACAUAUGACGGAUCUUCAAGAAUGGCCUGGUGCUGGUUGUAUGGUUGCUGCCAUGUGUGGUUCAACCGAAAGAGAACCAAUAGUGGUUGGUAAACCAGCUACUUUCAUGAUGGACUUUCUGAUGCAAAAAUUUGGGACAGAAACGUCGAGAAUGUGCAUGGUGGGUGAUAGGCUUGACACUGAUGUAUUGUUUGGACAGAACGCUGGUUGCAAAACUCUCCUCGUCCUAACAGGGUGUACAAGUGAGUCUAACCUACUAGACGAGAGAAACAAGAUUGAACCAGACUAUUACACAAGCAUGGUCUCUGAUAUCACUAAACUUAUGGACUCCCCUUAGUAAGUAAAAGGGCAUCAUCACCAUCUUGGUCUAACCCUGAAACAGUUUUGGGUAUAUAUGGCAAGAUGAAAUUUCUGAUUUUUUUUUGCUUUACUGUAAUAAUCAAUCUGGUGAUCUGUUAUACUAUACAUCAACAGAAAACAUGGCUUUAAUAAAAAGUUGAGUUGAAUUCA
Raphanus sativus (radish) is the source of this 1158-nucleotide messenger RNA. RefSeq names its product phosphoglycolate phosphatase 2. NCBI's taxonomy places the organism in Eukaryota, Viridiplantae, Streptophyta, Magnoliopsida, Brassicales, Brassicaceae. Bases 80 to 985 code for a protein of 301 amino acids. The record is from RefSeq and is a predicted model, not a curated record. The transcript is spliced from 11 exons. Gene Ontology annotation, molecular function: phosphatase activity.